AUGGAAGCACAGGAAGGAGCAGGCAGCCCAGAGCCCAACAAAGAUAUCCAGAAACUUCUGAAGCCCUCCCUCUCAGGAGAUCUGUCCAAAGAGCCUCAUCAUCAUCAUCAUCCCCCAGGCGAGGAAGAGAGCAACAUUUCAGCACACAACUCAUCGCUGCUUCAUGUGACUGAGAGAAGACAGCCCCUCAGCAGCGUCUCCUCCCUGGAGGUGCACUUUGAUCUGCUGGAUUUGACAGAACUGACAGACAUGUCUGAUCAGGAGCUGGCUGAAGUGUUUCCAGAUUCAGAUGAGGAAAACCACAACGAGUCACCUGCAAGUCACCAGCAUCAUUCGCUGCAUCGUAGUGGCUACAUGCGGUCUCCCUCGUGGACACGCUGUACUAAGGCGGAGCAGGUACGAGAGAGAAAGCACCACAGCGACUCAGACAGCGUCGAGCCCCUCCACAAGCUAGAGCAGCCCAAACGACCCUGA
This is a messenger RNA of Chanos chanos (milkfish), 474 nucleotides long. RefSeq names its product dysbindin domain-containing protein 1-like. The transcript has 4 exons. Gene Ontology annotation, cellular component: cytoplasm. Gene Ontology annotation, biological process: negative regulation of protein kinase activity. Lineage: Eukaryota; Metazoa; Chordata; Actinopteri; Gonorynchiformes; Chanidae. The record is from RefSeq and is a predicted model, not a curated record. The coding region runs from base 1 to 474 and encodes 157 amino acids.